AGAUUAUAGUUUUUGGAAAAGUGCCUGCGAUUGUGCAGAUAAAGAAAUGUGAAUACCAAUUUAAGUCCAUUCACUUGAGCAACAAAAAUUUUAAUUUUUGGUAAAGCUCAAACCAAUUAAAAGAGUAAAUAAAGACCAGAGUUUGUCCACUUGACCAAGUUGCGGCUAUCGGCUCUAAUCAAGGUUCCAAAGUGUUUUUGGAGAACUCUUUCAACUGCUAUCUGCGCCGGGAGUGAUUACCUAUGUGCUCUAUGCUGUUGCUGCUGUUGGCACAGUUAGCCGAAAACACUGAUUAUGCCAUUGUUGCUAGCAAACUACUAUCAGCAGCAACUUCAGCGACGGCAGCAGCGUGUUGCUAGCAACAACGGCAUGUUACUUGAAUACAAAAGCCAUUGCAAUACAAAUCAGGCCAGCAACAAUUGCAGCAGCAACAGCAGCAGCGACAACAGCAACAACCAGCGACAGCUGUCCGCAGCGGAAGCACUAACAAUGUCAACGCCGACAACAACAUCGAAGUAUACAGUCAAUGGCGAGGCCACCGAAAGCGUUGCAGCAUCCACACUGCUCUACCACCAUCCGCACCACAGUCAUCAUCAUCAUCAUCACCAUCAGCAGUCACAGCAGCAGCAGCAGCAACAUCAUCACCAGCAGCAGUUGUUGCUGCAGCAGCAGCUCCUGCAGCAACAUGUGGCCAGCAGCUCGCCGCUGCAACAUCUGAGCAAUCUGUUUGGCCAGCAUUUGCCUACGCACAGUCUGCAGCAUUUGAUUGCCGCCGAGUACUGGCAGCAACAGCAGCAACAGCACCCAGCGACAGCAAUUAAAAUCGAGCCAACAACUCAAUCAGGGGCAGCAGCAUCGGUCUUUAGCUUCACGCCGCAGCAACACGUCAAUUUUGCCGCCUCAUUAGUCGCAUUACAGCAAAAUGAUGCCCUGCCCGAGGCAACAAUGGCAACAGCAACACCGACACCAGCGACAACUGCAGGAGCAGCAACAGCAACGGGCCCUGCAGCAGCGACAACAUCAGCAGCAUUGCAGGCGCCAACAGCAACACAAGCAGCAGCAACAAUUGACGACAUCGAUGAUGAUGAUGACGACAGCAACAUCGACAACCACAUGCAAAAUGCAGGCGUUGGCAACUUUAAAUUCGAGCCAGGCCAACAACAUGUCGGGGCUGCGAAUGAAGCCGUCUUAACGAGCCACGAGGAUAACAAAGAUGGAACUUUGACUGCUGUUGACACAAAUAUGCGCGAUGUCAGCGCAAAUCACAGCAGCUCCUUCGUCUCGUCCUCCCCCGCCUCCUCGACCCUGGUGUCCUGCCCCACCCCCUCCCCCCUGUCGGAAAAGGACGAGGACGAGGAGACACGGGACAAGAAGCUAACGCUCGAAUUGAAGUUGCAAUCGUGUGAUGAAUAUGUUGAGCAGCCAAAGGAUAAAGGAGUCGAACGGCUGCAUCCAGCUCAGAUUGCCAACAACAAUGCUUCGUCGCCUCUGCAGUUGAAAGUGGAGGAGCAGGAGGAGGAGCACGAGGGGGAGGGGGAGGAAAAGGACAUGGGACUGACCGGAGCAGCAGUUGCUCUCUAUGGCCACUUGAACAAUGCCAGCGAGGAUGUGCGAGAUUUAGAGCAGUGCCUGAAAUUGCAGGAGCCAAGUGAUAUCAGUCGCCUGUCGCGUUCGCCGUCGCCACUGCAAUCGAAUGCUUCAGAUUGCGAUGACAACAACUCGAGUGCGGGCACCUCGAGCGAUCGCUGUCGAUCUCCGCUGAGUCCUGCUCUGUCCUUGACCCACCAGCAGGCCAAGCGGCAGCUGCUGUCGCUGCAGCCCCACCCGGCCCACCACCACCACAAUCCGCAUCAUCUGAACCACCUGAGCCACCACCAGUACAAGCAGGAGGAGGACUACGAGGACGCCAAUGGCGGUGCCUUGAACUUGACCAGCGACAAUAGCCGCCACAGCACCCAGUCGCCGGCGAACUCGGUGAAGUCGGCGAUGGCGUCGCCGGUGCCGGUGAUCUCGGUGCCCUCGCCAGUGGCGCCCAUGAUCUCUCCGGUGCUGGCGCCCUCGGGCGGAGCGACCACGCCCCCUUCGAUGGCAGCAGCGGCCGCGGCGGCCGCCGCCAUGGCCUCCUCCAUGGGCUCCGGCAUCUCGCCCCUGCUGGCCAUUCCGGGCAUGUCCUCGCCACAGGCUCAGGCUCAGGCACAGGCACAGGCCCAACUGGCCGCCGCAGGCUUGGGCAUGAACAAUCCCCUGCUGACCGGCUCCCUGUCGCCGCAGGACUACGUCCAAUUCCAGCAGUUGCUGCAGCAGCGCCAGGUGGCCUUGACGCAGCAGUUCAACAGCUACAUGGAGCUGCUGCGCAGUGGCUCCCUGGGACUGGCGCAGGAUGACCCGGCCCUGACCACCCAGGUGGCCGCCGCCCAGUUCCUCAUGCAGAGCCAACUGCAGGCCUUGAGCCAGGCCACCCAGCAGCUGCAGGCCCUGCAGAAGCAGCAGCAGAGGCAGCAGGAGGAGCCACUGCAGCUGAACCACAAGAUGACCAUGGGGCAGCAGCCGCGCAGCUCCACGCCCCAUUCGGUGCGUAGUCCCAUUGCGAUCCGCAGUCCGGCCAGUUCGCCCCAGCAGCUGCACCACCACCACCACCACCAUCCGCUGCAGAUCACGCCGCCCAGCUCGGCGGCCAGUCUGAAGCUGAGUGGCAUGCUGACCCCCAGCACGCCCACCAGCGGCACCCAGAUGAGCCAGGGCACCACCACGCCGCAACCUAAGACGGUGGCCAGUGCCGCUGCUGCACGGGCGGCGGGUGAGCCCUCGCCGGAGGAGACCACCGACCUGGAGGAGCUGGAGCAGUUCGCCAAGACCUUCAAGCAGCGCAGGAUCAAACUGGGCUUCACCCAGGGCGAUGUGGGUCUGGCCAUGGGCAAACUGUACGGGAACGACUUCUCGCAGACCACCAUUUCGCGGUUCGAGGCCCUCAACCUGAGCUUCAAGAACAUGUGCAAACUGAAGCCGCUGCUCCAGAAGUGGCUGGAUGACGCCGAUAGGACCAUCCAGGCCACCGGCGGGGUCUUCGAUCCGGCAGCACUGCAGGCCACCGUGAGCACGCCCGAGAUCAUUGGGCGCCGGCGCAAGAAGCGCACCUCCAUCGAGACCACCAUCCGCGGUGCACUGGAGAAGGCCUUCCUGGCCAACCAGAAGCCCACCUCCGAGGAGAUCACCCAGCUGGCCGACCGCCUCGGGAUGGAGAAGGAGGUGGUGCGCGUGUGGUUCUGCAACCGCCGGCAGAAGGAGAAGCGCAUCAACCCCUCGCUGGACAGUCCCACGGGCGCCGACGACGACGAGUCCUCCUACAUGAUGCACUAGGCAUGGGGCAUCCAGCGAGGUCGCGUUUAGGGACAAAGACAGUGCAAUGUGCCGGAGAAAUCAAAGGAAGCUUAGCAACACUAUGAGCAGGUUCAAAGUCGCAAACACAUCAAAUACUAGCAUAAUUCUGUACUACGGAUAGGUAUACACUCCUACACAAAAUGGGGUUUGCUAUGUUAACUAUUAUUGGUAUUUAGUUUAAUGUAAUUGAAUUGAAAUUGAAAAUAUUGCUGUGCAAGUGAACUGGUUUAAGCUUGUGCGACAAAGUUCACUUGACCAUCAACAUUUUGCAGGCCAUAGGGAAAUGGUAUUUUUUGCUUCGACUAGCAAAUCAAUUCGAUUUCUUUAUGGUUUUUUGUGUCGUUUGUGUAUUACUAAUAUUUAAGUACAGUCUAUCCACAAUUUUCAAAGUCAACAUAAUUCCUAGCGAAUAAUUAUAAAGUUAAACACUUUCCACACAAACAAAAAGUAAAUUACUUACUAAGCAUAUUUAUUUUUCGCGUGAAUACUGUGAUAAUCAAUUUGAAUGAUUUUAAUUUUAAUUAAAAGAAAAAGAACACAAAGAAAAACAACAUAAACAUUAAUUAGGUAUACUUUGUAUGUUAUGGGCAAGUAAACUAACACAAAUAAAACAAAACAUUAAUGUAAACUUAAAUCCAUCGUAUUUAUGUGUAAAAACCAAUUGAAUUUAUGAAAAAGAAACACAAAAUCUUUUCCAAUUGUAAAACAUGAAAAAUCAUUAGAAUUUUUAAAUGUAUAACUACAAAAAGAGAAUCGAAAACUCACACAAAACAAUGAA
Messenger RNA from Drosophila rhopaloa, 4156 nucleotides. It is a transcript of the gene nub, whose product is annotated as protein nubbin. Gene Ontology annotation, molecular function: RNA polymerase II cis-regulatory region sequence-specific DNA binding; DNA-binding transcription factor activity, RNA polymerase II-specific. The transcript is spliced from 6 exons. Bases 295 to 3357 code for a protein of 1020 amino acids. The record is from RefSeq and is a predicted model, not a curated record. Gene Ontology annotation, biological process: regulation of transcription by RNA polymerase II. NCBI's taxonomy places the organism in Eukaryota, Metazoa, Arthropoda, Insecta, Diptera, Drosophilidae.